Molecule: messenger RNA, 1626 nt
Organism: Australozyma saopauloensis
Lineage: Eukaryota; Fungi; Ascomycota; Pichiomycetes; Serinales; Metschnikowiaceae
Gene: TOS4
Product: Tos4p
Exons: 1
Coding region: 1-1626 (541 amino acids)
Molecular function (GO): protein binding
Source: RefSeq, a predicted model, not a curated record
AUGUCGGAAACACAAUUCCCUCCAUCAUCGCCCGUGUUGCACGCGGCAGAUCUGUAUGAUCCAUUCACACUGAAAAAUAAGGGUGACGAUUCAAGAGGAAGAGCUGUUAGAGAAUAUCCGACGCCAAACCCUUCGUCGACCAUCGGACGGUCAUCGUCGCCUUCGAGACAGGAGGAAGAAGAUGUCAAGGACGACUUUUCACUCUCCUCGAAACCUACUAAACCCGUAGUACAAAUCAAUCGGGACUUCAACGUCUUGAACCCAGACAAAAACGUCUUGCGUGUGCCGUUGAUGUCUGGCCGUCCGCUGGUCGUAUUGGGCCGUAGUUCGAAGGCAUGCGAUUUCCAUCUUCGUCAGAAUGGCGGUUCUGGUGGAAAGUUGGACAAAACCAUUAGUCGUAGACAUGUGCUUAUCCAACACAAUGACAAGAAAAUCACAUUCCGGUGCUUGGGCCACAACGGCUUCACGAUGAUGAUUCCUAGAGUCUGCGGAGUGGUGCGGAAAGAGGGCGCUGACGAGCAUGCCUAUACACUUGUAGAGACUGAAAAGCCACUCGAAGACUCGGACGGCUCCAAGACCAUCUGCUUAGAUAAUGACCACACCGAGUUCCAUGUGAUGCGCAAUGAGUCCGUGGAGAUGCCCCGUUAUGCCAAUGUGCUCUUGCAAAUCCGUGAUAAUGUGGUGCUUGUGAAUCCCGAAGAUCAGGAUGAAGAGUUGACCGAUGAGGAGGAGUUGGAGCAAAUUGCUCCUGUGCCCGAGCCCGUAUCGAUCCAAACUCCAAAGAAGAAAUUGAUCGACUCGAAGCCUCCCACUAUUGAACCUAAACCUUUUAGCAUCAGAGCAUCUAACGUUGAGCCUAAGCCUACUGAGGUGAAGGAGCCUGUCGUAGCACCAGCUGUGAAGAGCACUAGCGCGGCUUUCUCGACACCCCAACGCACAGAGAGCGUGGCUCCAAUGACUCCAUCCAAGGGCUCUUUCUCGACAAAGUAUGCCGACCAAACCACCCCUUCUGUCCGGAGACACAAACUUCCUACCAAAUUGGAUGACGACAAAGAAAACAGAGCGCCUCUGGAGCCUGUUUCCCAGUAUUCUGCCGUCGGUGUUCCCAACAGAGCUACCACGCCAUUGGCUAACAAAUCUAUGAACAACGCCAAGCAAGUGAACUUGAAGAGAAGGGCUGCUAGCGAAGAGCCUACACUUCCAAAGAAGGCAAAGAAGGAACUCGUGCAUGAUGCUCAGGGUAAACUCAUCAUCAGCCAAGAAUGCAUCCAUGACGUCAAGAAUGUCCGCGAAAUUGAGAACAUUUUGGUCAAUCAUUUGGCCUUCUCUCGGUUAUCAUCCACGCCAGCUUCGGUUCUCAAUGCAAUUCUGGCCACUGUGGCCAAGUUGUCCAUCAGACAGCUCAGAACUGUUCUCCACAACGCCGCUUGCAUUGGUGUGAUCUACAGACAAGGUAAGGAUGCUGCAGGAAAGCCAUUAGAAGAAGAGUAUUUCUAUGAGCCAGAGAAGGAUAAAGAUUCUGAGCGCAUACAGUUGCUUUCGCUGAUUAAGGGACAUGGCGGUCUCCGGGCGUGUAGAAAGACACACAAGCAGUACUACUGGAAGAAGCCAGCUGCUAAGAAAUAG